Molecule: messenger RNA, 1162 nt
Organism: Acomys russatus (golden spiny mouse)
Lineage: Eukaryota; Metazoa; Chordata; Mammalia; Rodentia; Muridae
Gene: Jpt2
Product: Jupiter microtubule associated homolog 2
Exons: 5
Coding region: 91-663 (190 amino acids)
Cellular component (GO): nucleus
Source: RefSeq, a predicted model, not a curated record
UCCAACAGGCUUGGGCGGGUCAGGAUACCUGCGCGGGACCAAGCGGGAAUCGCCGCGCGGCGGCUGGGGAGGCGCGGGGCGGCGGCCGACAUGUUCCAGGGCAGGGACGACCAGACUGGCGGGUCGGGCUCCAGAUCCAUGAAGCCCCCAGGAGGAGAAGCGACCGAUCUUUUUGGAAGUCCGGAAGAGGGUGUUCCUUCAAGCAAGCCUAAUAGGAUGGCAUCUAAUAUUUUUGGACCAACGGAAGAACCUAAAAACAUACCCAAGAGGACAAAUCCUCCAGGGGGCAAAGGAAGUGGCAUCUUUGAUGAAUCAACUCCUGUGCAUACUCGACAGCGUCUGAACCCACCUGGUGGGAAGACCAGUGACAUAUUUGGGUCCCCAGUCACUGCCACUGCGCCCCUGGCACACCCAAACAAGCCCAAGGAUCAUGUUUUGCUGCGUGAAGGUGAAGACUCCAAAUCUGACCUGAAAUCUGCAACAAACUCCAUACCCAGAGGAGAGCAAGGCGAGAAAGGAAGCUCAAAAGAAGCAGAGCAUGCCAACAUACCAGAGCCCUCACCUACAGUUGACAGUCAUGAGCCCAGACUGGGGCCACGUCCUCGUUCCCACAACAAAGUCCUGAACCCACCAGGAGGCAAAUCCAGCAUCUCCUUCUAUUGAGAGGCUCCUGCUCUGCCUGUAACUAGACAGACACUCAGAGAUGGGGUAUUGAAUGUUAGUGUUUCCUUUAACCCAAGUGAGUCGGAGUGGGAGAGGGUCUGUCACACAGAUGGGGUUGGCUGCUCAUAGGCCUUGUUGUCAUUGGAAGCGCUUCACAGAGGACUGUGUCUUCCGGACUGCCAAGAUACACGUGUGGGAAUAAAAUGGGAUGUUCUGGUGCCAUCUCUCUAGUUGCUGUCUGUGAACCAGCUCUGUAAGGUUGUGGGGAGCAGAAGAGAUGGCACCCAGUAGCAGAGGGAUCAUUAGGGUCUUUCCUGUCCUUGUAUCCACAGCCUCUUGGGUAUCUAAGAAUGAUUUAGUUGUAAAAGAACUCAGACUACCUAUUCCUUGCUGUGGGAUGAAGGAGACACACAUAAACAGCCUUUCCUUUCAGGAAACGCCUAUCAGUAAAUGCUUCCACCUCUGAGAUUACCUCUGAACCCUGAUGUCUCCUUUUCCU